Molecule: messenger RNA, 1063 nt
Organism: Equus caballus (horse)
Lineage: Eukaryota; Metazoa; Chordata; Mammalia; Perissodactyla; Equidae
Source: RefSeq, a predicted model, not a curated record
CUUAUUCCAGGGGACCAAACUGGGAAGAAAGCUAUAAGCGCCAACUCAGAGCUCUCCACCUUCAGAUCACACAUUCUGGAUCUUCGACAACAACUUCGUGAGAUCACAGAGAAGACCAGCAGGAACAAAGAUACGCUGGAGAAGUUGCAGGCGAGUGGGGAUGUACUGGUGGACAGGCAGAGUCAACUGAAAGAAACUCUGGAGAAUAACACUUUCCUCAUCACCACUGUGAACAAAACCCUGCAGGCGUACAAUGGCUACGUCACAAAUCUGCAACAAGAUACCAGCGUGCUGCAGGGCAAUCUGCAGAGCCAAAUGUAUUCUCACAACGUGGUCAUUAUGAACCUCAACAACCUGAACCUGACCCAGGUGCAGCAGAGGAACCUCAUCUCUAACCUGCAGCGGUCUGUGGAUGACACGAGCCAGGCCAUCCAGCGAAUCAAGAACGACUUCCAAAAUCUACAGCAGGUUUUCCUUCAAGCCAAGAAGGACACUGAUUGGCUGAAGGAGAAAGUGCAGAGCCUGCAGACGCUGGCUGCCAAUAACUCUGCCUUGGCCAAAGCCAACAACGACACCCUGGAGGAUAUGAACAGCCAGCUCAGCUCAUUCACAGGUCAGAUGGACAACAUCACCACGGCCUCACAAGCCAACGAGCAGAACCUGAAAGACCUGCAGGAUGUACACAGGGAUGCGGAGAACAGAAUGGCCAUCAAGUUCAGCCAGCUGGAAGAACGCUUCCAGCUCUUUGAGACGGAUAUUGUGAACAUCAUCAGCAACAUCAGUUACACAGCUCACCACCUUCAGACACUGACCAGCAAUCUGAAUGAAGUCAGGACCACUUGCACGGAUACGCUGACCAAACACACAGAUGAUCUGAUCUUGAAUAGCACACUGGCCAAUAUCCAUUUGGAUUCUGUUUCUCUCAGGACGCAACAAGAUAUGAUGAGGUUGACGUUAGACACUUGUCUGUGGACAGAGAGCUUUUGUAGCUUUCCAGAAGCCUGACUGUCUUAAACAUGAGGUCAAGAAUCAAAUUAUUCUUCAGAAUGAUUACCUAAUAAUA